GUCAUGGUUUGAAACUCCGCCCACUCGCUAUUUAAACCCGCAAUGUCACCAAAAGGCGCUCAGAGAACUUGAUCUUGACCACUUGGAUACAACAGCAGCAACACCUGAGACAAGUUUUGCACUUUUACCUACCAAGCCUGGAAAGUUCAACCAGUCAUCAACUUUUUGGGGGAUUUUUAUUUUUUUUUUGCUGUUGUUGCUUUUCUAUAGCACUUUAUCCCACUUUUUCCUUUUUUGUUUGUUUGGGAUUAAAACGUCACUGAACCGGUGCGGUGUCACCUCCCACCCCCAACUCCACCUCCACCUCCGUCACCAGAGCGGGUGCAGCGGCACCCUUGGCCCAGAGAUGCGAUCCCUUCUGCCGCUUACGGUCUAUUGCGUCAGCCUGGUGUGCUUCCAGUCGCUGUUGGCGGAGGAGCUCUUCAGCUUGGACUAUCUCAACAAGCUAACUGACUUCGAAGAGGAUCCAUCGUUGGUUCCUGGGGCGCAAUCCGAUGCCGCCAGUCCAUCCGUGAAAGGGCGUCUCAGACACCUUCUGCCGUCUAAGGCGAGGAGAAGCAACCCCAGACUGGCGUGGGCGAAACCCGCCGAGCGUCCGGGAGUCAAUGGGAGACCGCCGAGGACCCGCCGCCACGCCCACCCCGGCUCCCGAGGGCCCCACAACUACCCUCAUCAUGCCCAGCUGAUGCGAGUGGGUUGCGUGCUGGGAACCUGCCAAGUACAGAACCUCAGUCACAGGCUUUAUCAGCUUAUCGGCCAGAGUGGGAGAGAAGACUCUUCCCCCAUUAAUCCCAGGAGCCCCCACAGCUACGGAUGAACGACCCCCCCCCACCCUCACCUCCCAAAAAAUUCUUUAUUUAUCUCUCUAAUGUAUGAGUCGGGUAUUACACUACAUGUCACCUGGAUCACUACUGCGCCUCUUUACUUUUCGGGCCAAUUAUUCAAUUUAGCACCUCACAGUUUGAGUGACCCACCACCCUGAGAAUGUUGGCCUUUUUGCAUAGACGGACAACCUAAGCAACCUCAGUCGGAUUUGUUAAUCCUGUUAAUGUAAGGACAAAGGCUUGUCUUCAACUCCAUCCUGUGCCUCGCUGAUCAAACACCCCGAAUUCUUGAUUCAGCCUUCACGUUGCACUUGUUGCCAGAGUUAGAUCACAUUUGGACAUGUUUUAAGAUAUAACCAAGAGCAUUCAGUAGACUACGGCCAAGGCCAGAUUGGGGUUGGUUGAUCCAGGAAACGCUCUUCCUAAGAAUGUGGAUGUCUGAUCAAAUUAAAACUGAAAAAAGAUGGAAACUGUGUUUUAUGGAAAACCCUUUGAGCAUUUAUUUGAUUUCCUCGAUACCUAUCUCCUAAUAUGCUCUUUGUCCUCACUAGUAGGUCAAUUCAGGACACUAGUAGAACGACCGUAUUUUGGCCUACUAGUACACAAUUAAAACUUACUCGUAAACUACUGUGCAGGGAUAUCGAAUAAAUGCUCAAACGGCUUUCCAUAAAGGUUGCGGUCCAUGUACUAGUACGCUCUUUAAACUGCCUAGUAGGAAGAUUUUGCAUACUCGUAGGACAACUACAUGUUUCUAGUGAGGAGAAAUUACUAGUGGGCAUUUUAGUGUUUCUAGUAGGGUCCAGUAAGCUACUAGUGCGUGACACAUGCCCACUAGUUGGGCCUAAUUGUGUUACUAGUACAGCACAGUACUUUACUAGGGAGGUUUAACUUUGUACAAGUAGGCCAAAAAUGGGACCAGUAGUGGAAAAAAACAUUACUAAUAAGACACAGAUGUUCUAAUAAUUUGCUGAAUUCUCAUACUAAGCUCGAUAUCAACGAUAUCGAUUAAAUUCUGAAACGUCUUUUCUUGAUGUUAUAAAUUGAAGUUACAGUGGAUGUUAUGCCACUCCAGUGACCUAGAUGGCGGUAAUGAGCAUUGGAAGACGGUGGACGAAUGCUUAACAACAGAAGAAACUAUAGUGCGCUAACAUGAAAAAAAAAAUGAAUGGGGACAAAUUACAGUAAAUAUAAACAAUUGAAUGAAAGAGAAAAAAAAUCUAAUUAAAUGCAAAAAAAUAAAUAAAAUGGAAUUAAGUAAAACCAAAUUCUGCAUUCAAUAAUAACAAUAACCAAUAUGGAAUGCUUUCUACCAUGGCAAACCUUAUCCACAGUUCUGUGGAAAAGGGAGCUUAGUUUGAAUUGCAACGUUUACAAAGACUGCAAUAUUCAAAGAGAAAGCAAUAACCCGAUUAGGAUUGCCUGGAUCAUUCCAGUCUUAAGUACUCUCAGAUAAAUCAAAACAAAGCAAAACCAAAACGCUUGUGAAUAAAUGUAUGACACAGGUCUUAAUAUGGCCCAGAGUUAACCCCAGAGUCAAAAAAAGUGUAUUGAAAGUGUAUUCCAGACAAAAUGUCAAUAGUAAUGUAGUUGACGAGUGGAGAUGUGGAUCUGUGCUCACGGUGUGGAAAUAUUAGGCCCUUUCAGGUGAUUCAUAAGUUCUCCCCGCAAGUCAGGACUUUGGGGUUGACGGCAGUUUAUUAAAGCUGACCUUAAUCUUUGCAGUCAUACGCAGCAACAGCGGGAUGGGGUGGGGGGCAUUCCCCAGUCUCCACACGCGUCAAAAUAAAUACGAGCUGCCACAAACUUUCACAUAAGGUUCAUAUUUCAAUAUAAUGUUUCACAAAUUACCUGGCAAUACUUGACGGAGAGAUUUACUGAAUGCAAUCUUGGUGAUCUUUCAUAUUCUAUAUUUUCCCCUUUGCCCUGCAGAGGAGCGUUAUGGCCAUGGUGAGAAAGAAAAAUCAGUCAUAUUAAAUUGAAAAAGAAUCACACUAUCAAGACAAUAAAGUUAUUUUGCUAUGCUAACGUCACAAGUAAAAAUGUUACAGACAAAAAGUCAGAUUGUUAUGAGUGUUGAUGGAUUCAAACACAUGAAUUUUGG
Phyllopteryx taeniolatus (common seadragon) is the source of this 2925-nucleotide messenger RNA. It is a transcript of the gene adm2a, whose product is annotated as adrenomedullin 2a. NCBI's taxonomy places the organism in Eukaryota, Metazoa, Chordata, Actinopteri, Syngnathiformes, Syngnathidae. The record is from RefSeq and is a predicted model, not a curated record. Bases 347 to 817 code for a protein of 156 amino acids. Gene Ontology annotation, molecular function: hormone activity. The transcript is spliced from 3 exons. Gene Ontology annotation, biological process: adenylate cyclase-activating G protein-coupled receptor signaling pathway; positive regulation of heart rate; regulation of systemic arterial blood pressure. Gene Ontology annotation, cellular component: extracellular region.